Molecule: messenger RNA, 1645 nt
Organism: Exophiala xenobiotica
Lineage: Eukaryota; Fungi; Ascomycota; Eurotiomycetes; Chaetothyriales; Herpotrichiellaceae
Exons: 2
Coding region: 750-1499 (249 amino acids)
Molecular function (GO): acyltransferase activity, transferring groups other than amino-acyl groups
Source: RefSeq, a predicted model, not a curated record
GAAAAAGCUCCCUGUGAAACGCCCUCCGUUAUACAAGGAGAGCAGCCUUCCCGGGGAGCCGGCCAUCGCAGCGGCGUUCCUUUCCAGGGCAUAUGGGGCCGACGCCGGUGACGGCGCCACAUGCAAGCCCAAUACGAGCUCUUCCUUACCUUAAUUCCACCUCCCUCAAAGCCAGGGAUACUUCACCAGUAGACAAGGGUCUUUACAGGGGUAUCUGAAGGGUAACGUCAAGAAAAGGAAAAAGCCCCCGGCUGUCGAAGCUGCAGUUCUUGACAACCAUCAAUUGGUAUAUUUCGUUCCUGGACCAUAAAUAUCCGGAAUUCGUGGUCCAUGAAGAAACAAAAUUGCGCUUCAAGACGCAGGUAUAAUGUAUUAUGGAGGUCGAGGUGAUUUCCAGUACUGGAAAGGCCAGCUGCUUUGGAUGUUUUGGGCUGACUUCCAACGUUUGACGGUAACAAGAUACCUUGGAAACGUAGGAAUGCGUCAGCCGAGCUUACACCUGGCCUGUCUCAUCAGCUACUUCCUACAAACCCUUGAGCUGACCAUCCACCGGUAAGAAGUUCAUUCUAGGCUGUCCACAGUAUUUGGAUGCGCCCUAGCAGUGUCGAUCCAUGCAGCAGAGGUCCAUAACCUGGUCAGGUUGCUUCUAUAGCCGCAUUCACUCCGACCACGGUUCCUGCCUGAUGGCGUGGUGGUCCUGGAGCAACCAGUGAUUGUGUGCCAUGAGGUUGACUCCACGCAAAUGAGCUAUGAUGAUCGCUCAUCAGCGACCUUGCCGAAGGUUGGAUCACCAACGUAUAAGAAGGUCGAGCCUCUCCGACCUGCUGCAGCUGAGACAACUCGGACAACAAAGCGCAAGAGGACAGCACGAAUCUCACCUACAACCGUCCAUGACCAUGACCCAUUCUCAGGCACUUCUGCGCACUGAGCGCCUUGAGCUACGACCCCUAGGCCCUGAGCACAUCGACCUUACCAAGCAGUUAGACUUUGACCCCGAUGUCAUGAAGUACGUUCUAUUUGGCAGGCCAUUGACACCAGAGGAGGCAAUAGAGGUACACAAGUGGCUGCUUGAUACAGCAGCGCCUGUUCCCGGGCUCGGUUGCUGGGUUGGCUUUGACGGUGACCAGUUUGUUGGAUGGUGGGUGCUGGCACCAUCCCAAAGCAACCCAGGACAAGACGAACCACCACAAUACAACAAACGGCGAGCAGAGUGUGGAUGGCGACUCUUGCCAAAAUUUUGGAGGAAAGGGUACGCAAAAGAAGGUUCGCGCGAGCUGUUGAGGCAUGCUUUCCAAGAUCUGGGUCUGAACGAAGUGGUUGGCGACACCAUGGCAGUCAACGUGGCUUGUCGGGCGGCAAUGGCGUCUUGUGGAUUGCAGCAUGUCCGUACCUUCUAUAACAAGUACGACAACCCUCCUCCAGGAAUCGAGGAGGGCGAAGUGGAAUAUCUGAUUACCAGGGAUGAUUGGGUGAGGCAGCGCAAGGCUCUGCACUAUUAGCUACGGCCGCAAGAACAAGGCGCGCCCAAGGGAGCAUGUAGCCAGGCGAUUCUAAUGCUGGGCUGCGGAAUGAGAAGCGAUAUUGUGUCAGGGUCUGGUGGACCAUAGCUAGAAUAUUAACCGGAAUGCAAGAGACAUGUUCCUGC